AUGACAUUGGGAUCGACUGGAAACUUCUUGAACCAAUACGGCAUAAAAGGGCAUUUCAACCGGUUUCGUGUGACCCCACCAGAGUAUGAAGCAACUGUGCCAGGGUAUGAAGCAACUAUGCCAGAGUAUGAAGCAGCUGCACCGGAAUAUGAAGAAACUAUACCAGAUGAUUAUAUAUAUGAGCUUGAGGAGUUUUUAGAAGAAGGAAAUGAUCAGCGCUAUAGAUGUUUUGAUUUGUUAGUAAACAAACUGGAGCCAACUGAAGUGAAAAAUAUUAACCAAGACUUAGAAGAGGUUGUGCAACGACUCCGGCGUUCACCAGAAACCAUACACACACUACCUUCUACGUCCCAUGCUGUGUUGAGACUGUUGCUAGACAGUAGGAGGACCAAGUUGAUGUUAAAGUUAUUGAGUAACCCUCUGGAAUUUGGCAUAUUCCCAGACCAUUUCAUGUCUAAUUUACUAAUGGAUACAUUUAUAGAAGAGAAAAAUUAUACAGCUGCCGCACGUGUCGCAUCAGUAUUGAUGUUGCAAGAAGACUUUGGACCACCCCUGACCCAGGCUUUGGCUAUGGCCUCUUGUUACCUAUAUGCUACAUCCACAGAAAAUUUGCCUUGGGAAGAUUACACUGUGAAGAUAGCGGAACCUGAAGAAGAGCUGAAGAUAAGGAUCCCAUAUCUUCGUAAUCCUUACUUUGAUGAUCACUUUGAUCUGAAAGAACCUAAUCAUAUUGUUGGGAAAACAUUAGCAUGGGGAGCACCACUAAUAGGGGGAGUGAUUGGAACAAACUGUGAAAUACUAGGAUGGGCCCUAUAUAACAAGUGGAGUGAUCUUGAAGUCACUCUUCAAAGAUGUGCAGCAAACAGCACUCCUGUAGCAGAAAGUGUGGUAGGUAUUCUUUGUAAUUUUAGCAUUACUUGUUAAAUAGUUUAAAUGGUU
Molecule: messenger RNA, 939 nt
Organism: Macrobrachium nipponense
Lineage: Eukaryota; Metazoa; Arthropoda; Malacostraca; Decapoda; Palaemonidae
Product: small ribosomal subunit protein mS27-like
Exons: 5
Coding region: 1-924 (307 amino acids)
Cellular component (GO): mitochondrion
Source: RefSeq, a predicted model, not a curated record